Molecule: messenger RNA, 690 nt
Organism: Cokeromyces recurvatus
Lineage: Eukaryota; Fungi; Mucoromycota; Mucoromycetes; Mucorales; Mucoraceae
Exons: 1
Coding region: 80-532 (150 amino acids)
Source: RefSeq, a predicted model, not a curated record
UUUUUUUUGUUGGCUAAAAUAAUUUACACAAAAAAACAGCGAUCAAAUUCUAAAAAAGAAUAUUUUUUCUUUUUUCUGUAUGGAUGACAGAAUAGAAUCAAGAUUAGAGGUUGGUAAACGACCUUCACGUCAACGUCGUCAUUUACCUAUACCUAUGACUUCUGCAACACAAACGAGUCGCACGAUUCAAACUAAACAUGAUGUACCUUUACUUGACAUGUCCCUUAAUGAAACAAAUGCAACCGCCACUACAGAAAGUCAACCACUCGUCCAUGUUGCUCCUGUGAUCAAUAACCGUAAAAGGAAACAAAAUGGAAAGAAUAAUAAUGUUCUUGAUAAAAAAGUAGAUACCCCAUCUUUACAUCCUAAAGAAAGAGCUCGUCAAUUUGUAAAAGAGGCUACAGUUAAAAAUGAUAGAAAGAGAAAACGACUGAUUUGGAUUCUAAGUAUAAUUUGGAUGAUGUUUAUUAUCUAUCGUAUUUAUAACAGAGUAAUUCUCAAUCUAAGCUGGAAUUUUUUCUUUUUUUCCUGACAAGACAAUGAUUUUCUAAAGUGGGCGAGAGGGUUUAUUACCGUAACUCAUUAAUCCCGUAUAUUAUGUGUAUAUAUAAUGGACUUGACAAUUAAAUUUAUUAUUAAAUAAAAGUUUAAAAUUUUUUGAAAUAUCAAUUAGAGUUAUUUGAAAAAAAA